AUGCCUCACGCCUUCAUCGACGCGGCCGUCAGGAUUCUCCAUGUCAAUAAGUUGCUAGAUGCCCGUCGGAAUAUGCUCUUGCAAGAGAAAGUUCUUGCUCGCGUGAAGGCACUCGAUGAUGCUCAGAAGGAGACACUCGCUGGACUGCUCCGACACCAAUGCGGCGGCCAAACCCUGGAAGAAUUCGCCCUCUUCUCCGAGAACCCCGACAACGCCCAGGACAUCUUCUCCACGAUCAACGACUACCUGACGGCCAUCGACAAA
Messenger RNA from Mesorhabditis spiculigera, 264 nucleotides. The record is from the annotation of a GenBank genome assembly. Lineage: Eukaryota; Metazoa; Nematoda; Chromadorea; Rhabditida; Rhabditidae.